UCUGCUUGCAGUCACAGCAUUCAUCACUGAAAUCUCCAUUUAGAGACAAUAGGUCCGACAAGCCCACACACAAAUAUCCAUAGCCCAAAAAAAUCCUUAGACUAAAGCAUUUUGGGACGCGUUCACAUGUUCAAAAGAAUCUAAAAGUUGGAUCGCUAAAUUGACAAUGGCAGCCAGGCAGCCCACUCCCCGCCAGCUGGCGUACCUCGACGAGCUGAAGAUGCGCCUCCAGGAGCUGCGCGAUCGCCAGGCGUCCUUCAUGGAGCAGACGGCCAAGAUACUCAGCCGGAUGAGCUCCGCCAGUGUGGAUGGCUCGGACUGCGAGGCAUUGGCCACCGAGUCCACGGAGGAGAAUGUGACCGCCAACCCUUCGGCGGGCGUGGGUGCCGGGAUCACCAAGGGUUCCAAGGGCAAUCUUAAUAUCAAGCAGCUGAUCCAGCGCUUUGAAGAUCUGCGCAAGAACUCGCAGGAUUUUGAAGAUCUGCCCGAGGUGCCCGCGGAACUGAUCAACGUGGAUGUGCGCCGCCUCCUAAAUGGCUACGAGAAACUCAUCGAGGAGGGCAACGUGCUCCAGCAAUCCUGGUUCCUGCUCAAGAAGUCCACGGAGAGUUGUGCCCGAUUCGCCAGCGCCAAUGGCAUGGAGUCGGAGGAUCGUGCUCCGUUGAAGACCAACUCUGGCAUCGUUGAGGUAUCGUACGUGGUACCAGAACCCAGUCCUCAGCUGGUAAGAAUAUCGCCGCUCAGGAAAUCCCCAUCCCAGCUCUCGAACGUGGUCACCUGUUCGGAUGCAGUGGAAGGCAAGGAAAAGGUGUGCGGCCACAAGGAUGCCAAGUGGAAGUGCAGUUCGCAGGACUAUGGUCAUGCGCGUUGGGGAGCCUUUAUGCAAUUGAUGAUUCGCCUCCUUCGUCCUUUCCACGGCUGCAGCAAGGCAAAGAAAAAUGCCACCAUCUCGAUGCCCAGCCACCUGCCACCGAAGAGGAAGCCCAUCCACUAGGCCUUCUCCUGCCAGCCAUACACACAAAUGCACACAAGUGAAGAUCCAAAACUAAACCCACUAAAAAUAAUCCAAUAAAACCGACCCCAUCCAAAAGACGCGUUAA
Drosophila erecta is the source of this 1100-nucleotide messenger RNA. RefSeq lists its product as uncharacterized. The coding region runs from base 167 to 994 and encodes 275 amino acids. NCBI's taxonomy places the organism in Eukaryota, Metazoa, Arthropoda, Insecta, Diptera, Drosophilidae. The record is from RefSeq and is a predicted model, not a curated record. The transcript has 3 exons.